GUGGCGGGGUGCGGCGCCGCUCAGCUCCGUACGCUCUGGAAGGGGUGCGCAGCGCCCCCCUAGAUCACGUCUGCGCCCCGCUCCCCCAGCCGGCGUGCACGGGCGCUCGGUGCUCGCGCAGGCCGGGGUCUGGCCGGGAGGGGGAGCCCCGCGUUCCGGCCCUCGCGACCCAGUCCGUGCCUCUGCGCUGCCUGCAUCAGUUCGGGCUUCGGCUGGUUGCGAAGAGGAGCGAGGGCACCUCAGCCGGAGGCACCGCGUCCAGCCCGCGCGGGCGCCGAGAAACUUUGUGCUCCUGGGAACGGCGCGGAGCCGAGAACCCCGGGUACCGGACCUCUGCGCCCCUCAAGAGAAAGUGAGAGACAGAAUGCUGGUGGCAACCGUGUGAUUGAAGCUGUGUAAAGCUGUACCCGAAGAUUCCUGCGGCUAUAUUGGGACAUAUUCAGGGUAUAAAGUGUGACUGAACCGAGCAGACAUUUGGCAAAUUCUCAUCAUGAAUCGUGCUUUUAGCAGGAAGAAAGACAAAACAUGGAUGCAUACACCUGAGGCUUUAUCAAAACAUUACAUUCCCUAUAAUGCAAAGGCUGAAGAGAUAACUCUAACCAUUGGCCAAGCAUUUGACCUGGCAUACAGGAAAUUUCUAGAAUCUGGAGGAAAAGAUGUUGAAACAAGAAAACAGAUUGCAGGGCUACAGAAAAGAAUCCAAGACCUAGAAACAGAAAACAUGGAACUGAAAAAUAAAGUGCAAGAUUUGGAAAACCAGUUAAGGGUAACUCAAGUAUCAGCAUCACCAGCAGGCAGCAUGGCACCCAAGUCUCCGUCCACUGACGUCUUCGAUAUGAUCCCGUUCUCGCCGGCUUCGCACCAGGCUUCAGUGCCCACUCGCAACGGCACGCAGCCGCCCCCAGUUCCCAGUAGAUCUACAGAAAUCAAACGGGACCUGUUUGGAGCUGAACCUUUCGACCCCUUUAACUGUGGAGCCGGGGAUUUCCCUCCAGAUAUUCAAUCAAAAUUAGAUGAAAUGCAGGAGGGGUUCAAAAUGGGACUAACUCUGGAAGGCACAGUGUUUCACUUGGACCCAGUAGACAGUAGGUGCUGACGACAAGAAGGAGAGAUGCUGCCUCUUGUUAAAUCCGUCUAUGUCCAUAUAUGUUAUGCAUUAUUACUUUGAGACAGGUGUAUAAAUGUACCAAUAUAUUUUUGAACAUCUUAAUGUUUUAAAGACUAUUGCAGUGAAAUUCCUUCACAUUCAGUGUUGAUCUCUAACUUUUAUUUUGAAAGCAACAUAGUGUAGUGUGUAUAUCUUAUUUUGCUUUUUGUUUCUAUUGUCAGUGGACUUUUAAUUUAAACAUCAAUCAUCCCAAUGAUCUGCUUUGUCUGUAGUCUCAGUAAUUAGCAUUUUGAAAUUUGAAUUCAUUCUUCAGGCUGCUAGUUUAUUUCUGAGGUCCCCAAAGCCAUACCUGAAAUGAUAACUUUUAAAAUUCUGAAGAGACAUACCAAUGCCAAACUAAACAUGUUCCAUUUUCAAGCCAAUGCAAAUGUCACUGUUUACUAGAUAGAUGUCAUUUUACAUAUAGAAUGCUGUUCAUGUCACUGGAAAAAAAAGCUAGCUUUCCAUGCCACUUCUUCACUAAUUUUUAGUCAAUAAAAUAAACAUGUACAUUCUAAUAAUUAAAUGUAUUUAGAAUAUAAGCAAAUACAAGGUAAUGAAAUCAUGUUAUUAAAAGACUCAAAUGUUUAUUUUAUAAAUGAUGAUUGUGGAAAACAUUUAUUGUUAACAAAAUUGUUUAAAAAAAUCUCAUUUCUAAUGUAUUGUAACAUUACUGUAAAAUCUAAACAUCAUCUGAUCUGAUCUUUCCUUUAAAUGUAUUUGAAAUGAAUGCUGUGUACAGGUAUCAUACCUAUUAUGCAGACUUACUUUACCAAAUAUAUUUGUCCUCUCUAAAUAUGGACUAUUUUCAUAUAUUCUUCUUUAAUAAUGAUAUUUGUUCCUCACCAAAGUUUGUUCUGUGAUGUCACACUGGUUUUCUAAAGUAUAUGGCAGUAAAGUAUCAAAACAUUUAGCAGCAUGAUUUAUUUGUUUUGUUGAAGUUGAAUCUCAUUUUUCACAGAACUCAAGUUUCUCCUCAGCUUCAUCGUCGAUGUAAGCAGUAAAAUUCUCUGGCUGCUCGUCCUUGAUGUGCUACUGGAAGCUGCCCAUUAAAAAUACUUGCUGUCUAUAUCUUAGCCCAGUGUGUAACAGGCUAACUAUAGCUCUGCAACAAUUUUACAGUUAAAAUUUCUAAUAUGAUGUAGCAGUUUUACAGAAAAACACAUUAUAAAUAUGUGGGCUUAGCUUGGAUCUAACCAUAAAAAAUGGAUAGAUUAUUUCACACAUGAGAAUGUUUUUCAAACACUAAAGGUACAUUUUCGCUAGGAAAAGUCAAAUAUGCUUAUGCAAUAUUAUAUUUGUGUGUAUCUCCACAAUGUUCUAUGGUAUAUGCAAGCCUUCUGUUUGUGUUAUUAGAAGUUGUGCCCUAGAGGGUCGUGUGUGUUUCAUAAGGAAGAGUCUUUAUAAUUCUGUUUGUCAAAUAGUAUUUUGGGAUUUAUAUAAUGAGAAUGUUUUGAAGCCAUAUAUGGCUUAUUUUUAACAGAUAGAAUUUGUAUUUUUAUUGUACUUUAAAAAGCUUUAUGUAAUAGGUAUAUAUUUAGUGACCAUUUAUUGUCAAUGGUAACACAAUAGAGUACUAAGAUGAUAUUUCAAUAUUUAAGAUAUGUUACUUUACCAGUUUUUAAUGGUAAUCAAUUCUGCAACUGGCAUGAUUAAAUAGUAUGUAAUCGGUCAUCAAUUAUGAACAUUUAUUUCACCAGUGCAUUUUUAUGAUGAUCUGGUUGAAAACCGUAUUUCUAUGUAAACUCAAUGAUAUGUUUGAUUUUGCUGAGAAUAAAUGAUUUUA
This is a messenger RNA of Octodon degus (degu), 2933 nucleotides long. RefSeq names its product GULP, engulfment adaptor PTB domain containing 1 (gene Gulp1). The transcript has 9 exons. The record is from RefSeq and is a predicted model, not a curated record. NCBI's taxonomy places the organism in Eukaryota, Metazoa, Chordata, Mammalia, Rodentia, Octodontidae. Bases 491 to 1096 code for a protein of 201 amino acids.